Tarenaya hassleriana is the source of this 1623-nucleotide messenger RNA. RefSeq names its product aspartic proteinase PCS1-like. Bases 73 to 1398 code for a protein of 441 amino acids. Gene Ontology annotation, molecular function: aspartic-type endopeptidase activity. The transcript has a single exon. NCBI's taxonomy places the organism in Eukaryota, Viridiplantae, Streptophyta, Magnoliopsida, Brassicales, Cleomaceae. The record is from RefSeq and is a predicted model, not a curated record. Gene Ontology annotation, biological process: proteolysis.
AUAUAUAAACACACAUACCCUUCACUGCAACUGACCUCCCCAUAUCUUUCAUUCUCUCUUCACUCUGAGAAAAUGUAUCCACUAAUCACGAAACCUUUCUUCUCCUUCUUCUUCUUCAUGCUCUGCAACUCACUGUCUCUCUCAUCUUCUUUCUCUCUCCACGUCCCUCUCACCUCUCUCCGCCUGUCUCCGACCAACUCCUCCGCCUACGAAACCUCUCUUGUCUCAGGCCAAAACCCUCGCCGGAGAACAACUCCGCAGCCGUCGUCUCCGUACAGUUUCCGGUCAGACUUCAAAUACUCGAUGGCUCUCAUCGUGUCUCUCCCCAUCGGAACUCCUCCACAGACCCAACAGAUGGUUCUCGACACCGGGAGCCAACUCUCAUGGAUCCAGUGCCACCGGAAACAGAGACCAGCUCCGCCGCCUCCGACAACCUCGUUCGAUCCGUCGCUGUCUUCGUCCUUCUCCGUUUUGCCGUGUUCUCAUCCACUCUGCAAACCACGAAUUCCCGAUUUCACCCUCCCCACGUCCUGCGACUCCAACCGCCUCUGCCACUACUCCUACUUCUACGCCGAUGGGACCUUCGCCGAGGGCAAUCUCGUCAGAGAAAAAUUCACCUUCUCAAAUACCCAAAGUACCCCUCCUUUGAUCCUCGGUUGCGCCACUGAGUCCAGCGACGACAGGGGUAUUUUGGGAAUGAACCAUGGACGUCUCUCCUUCAUCUCUCAGGCAAAGAUAUCCAAGUUCUCAUACUGUAUCCCGACUAGGUCGUCGACCCGACCCGGAUCCGAGCCAACCGGGUCGUUUUACCUGGGCGAUAACCCGAACUCUCGUGCGUUCAAGUACGUGUCGCUGUUGACUUUUCCUCAAAGUCAACGCAUGCCGAACCUAGACCCACUUGCUUACACUGUUCCAAUGCAAGGGAUCAGAAUCGGACCGAAGAAACUGAACAUAUCGGCUUCGGUUUUCCGGCCAGACGCAGGCGGGUCGGGUCAAACCAUGGUCGACUCGGGAUCCGAGUUCACUUAUUUAGUCGACGAAGCUUACGACAGAGUGAGGGAAGAGAUCGUGAGGCUUGUGGGGCCCAUGUUAAAGAGGGCUUACGUGUACGGUGGGUCUGCUGACAUGUGUUUUGUCGGAAACCCGAUUCAGAUCGGACGGUCCAUAGGCGAUCUCACCUUUGAAUUCGGGAGAAACGCUGAGAUCCUCGUGGAGAAAGAGAGGGUUUUGACCCACGUUGGAGGUGGGGUCCACUGUCUCGCAAUCGGACGGUCGAGCAUGCUUGGAGCAGCAAGCAAUAUAAUCGGUAACGUUCAUCAGCAGAAUCUCUGGGUUGAGUUCGAUGUGACCAAUAGGAGAGUGGGUUUUGGUAAGGCCGAUUGCAGCAGAUCAAUUUAGGAACAUUCAGAUAUCGCCACGUGUAAUGAUCUAAAAGAAUGAUCGGACGGUGUAUAUCAGUUUUGAUGUAGGGACUGUGGGUCCCAAAAGGACAUAGGUUCUUAAAGCAGAUGUGCAGGGGCAUUAAUGUAAUAUUAAUCAAGAAGGGUCACGUAUAUAUUAACUCGGUGUACCACCACCACCUGUAUAUUAAUUAUGUGGUCAAUAUAUCUUGUUACAAAUAUC